AUGAUGGCAGAUUUGCUGUGUUGUGAUGAGUUAUACCACAUGGUAUAUUCUGUGCCAGCAGUUGAAUUAAUCGCUAUAUAUCGGUUACCUAUUGACUGGACUAGUUUUGCCUUUCAUACAACUCAUUCAAAUUUGGCAAUUUCGUUAACAGAACUACAAACAUCAGAAAUCUCCACUGACAACAUAGUAAAUUUAGCGGUAUAUAUCGAAGCACAGUGUCCGGAUACGUCGCGCUUUGUUCACCGACAACUUUUAUCUACAUGGCAAGAAUUAUCCGUAACAAAUAGGAUUUCGCUUAAAAUUGUACCUUUCGGCAAAGCGAAAUGUGACCCAGUUGGCGAUAGUGACUAUAGUUGUGAAUGUCAGCAUGGGCCGGCAGAAUGCGAAUUAAAUCAACUUAUGAACUGCGUAAUUGAAAUGGUUAGAAAUCCGCAUUACUAUGUUCCAGUAAUAUCUUGUAUCCAAGGAAAGCGUGAUCUUCGUUCAGCCGGAUUAAAAUGCUUGUCGAAACUUCUUAUGUCCAGUAAAAGUAUCUUACUAUGCGCUGAAGGAAAAGAAGGAAGAAGACUUCUGGCAAAAGCAGGUGCAGAAACAGAGCGUUUGCAACCACCGCUGAAUUUUGUUCCUUGGAUUAUGAUUAACGAAAUACGCUCAAGUGAUGCAUUCUACGAUCUGAAAAAGAAUCUUUGUGAUGCACUAGAUCCUAUACCGGACCAAUGCAAAGAGCACAAUAAAUAA
Acanthocheilonema viteae is the source of this 738-nucleotide messenger RNA. Lineage: Eukaryota; Metazoa; Nematoda; Chromadorea; Rhabditida; Onchocercidae. The record is from the annotation of a GenBank genome assembly.